CGGUCUCCUCCUCUCUUCCACUGUGUGUUCGAAACGCUUGAAACCCUCUCGGCGGCGGCGGCGGCGGGGGGUACUGCCAGCGGAAGCUCCCGGCGCUCUCAUCCGGUGAAAGAAAAGAGGGGAAAGAGACAGGAGCCGGCUCAAAUGGACAGCGGAAGCGAUUCCGACGGCGCCCCCGAGGAGCUCACCGCCGUCCAGGCUGUUGAGAAGCACGAAGAGAUCAGUAAAGUUGAGAAGGACAGUGCCAUCAGAGUAACACGGGAAGGAAAGGAGCGGAGGAAGCGUUGGGCCCAACGAAGAACAUCCUCUAAACCAGAUAAGAAGGCGCCAAAGGAAGUAGAAGAUGAAGAUACCAAACAAAGUGAGGAGAAUGAGGAGACAAAUACUAUGCCGGGCAUGCUCCCUACUAGUGUAAUUGAAAUUCUAGCAGCUCGUGAGAAGUAUGUGCACUUCUUGCUCUAUCAUUUUUUACUAAAACCUUUGUUUUUGACAUGGACUUCAUUGGUUACUUUGUCUUCAUCUCACACUCUCAGACAAACUUUCGCAUCAGAUUCUGAGGAAGAAAAUGUAAAGCAGAAGGUUCAGAAACGGAAGAAGAGAAUGAAAACUGAUGGGCCUGAAACUAUUCUGCUGAAAGAUGUCCGGUCAACGCAACAUGUGAAGAAUGCCCUAGAUUUCUUGGAGCAAAGGAAAAAUCGGGUUCCAAGAUCAAAUGCAGUUUUGAAGAAUGCCAGUAAGGCUUUGCGUCUCCUGUCAUCUAAAGGCAAUUUUCUAGGCUAAGUGCUGGGUGGAAUAGCACAUUUUCUGAAUCUGUGUUUAGACCAUCAUCUCAACAGCAUAUAUAUGGUCAAGAGACUUUGGAUCGAUGUGUUUGAAUGGAAUCAAUCUGGCAUGUGAGAUGUGAUGCAGUAUAUCCUUUGGUGUGGAGAUGUGAUGAUUAGCACACCUGUGCGGUUUCAGUUAUCUAUUUUGUAUGGAUUUGUGCUGCAAAUUUCUAAAGAAAAUUCUGAAAGAUGUCCAAAUUUUGAUACCAAUGUAACACGUCUUGUAUCAAACUGUCAGGUUGUCCGUAUUGACUAUGCUUUGGCUAUUACCGUUCAUCUGGAAAUGUUGUACCGGUGCUCUGUUUGGUGCA
Messenger RNA from Sorghum bicolor (sorghum), 1135 nucleotides. RefSeq lists its product as uncharacterized. The record is from RefSeq and is a predicted model, not a curated record. The transcript is spliced from 4 exons. The coding region runs from base 145 to 780 and encodes 211 amino acids. NCBI's taxonomy places the organism in Eukaryota, Viridiplantae, Streptophyta, Magnoliopsida, Poales, Poaceae.